AUGAUCGAUGAUAUGAAUAAAAAUCUCAUGCAACAAUUGAACAAACGUCUGGAAUUAAUUAUUGAACAUAAUAAAUCUCUUAAAUUUAAUUUAAAUUCAAGAAAUAAUCUUGUGAAUAAAACUCUUACUGAUCUUACGCAACGUUAUAAAAUACGUAAUAAUUAUUAUCGUAAAAAAUUUCCAUCAUUACUCCAUGAUUUAUCUAUUUUAAAAUCGAAUGAAAAACAUUUUCAAUCGAUUGAAAAACGAUAUUAUCAGUCAAUAAAAUUUUAUAAAAAUAUAUCAAAUAUUCAAUCAUCGAUUAAUAUUAAACAAUACGAUAAACAACUUCAACAAUCAACUAAAACUUUGGAUGAUCUUAAAACGAAUAUCAGUCAAUAUGAAAAUUCUAUUGAACAAUCAAAACAAGAAUUCAUUCAACAGAAUGAACAAAUAAAAGAUUCUACAAAUAAACUUUCGCAAAUUCAAUAUGAACAAAAUCGCAUUCAAUCAGAUAUACAACAAUUAAAACAAAAGAUUUUAUUUGAAAAAAAUCUAUAUUCACAAGAAAAAGAAUUUUAUUCAAACUUUAAAACAGCAUCUCAACUUGAAUCUAAAAAAAUUUGCCUAGAAAAAAAACAUAAAGAUGUUGAUCAAUGCUACCAGCAACAACAAAUCCUUAGUAAAGAAGAAAUAACAUUGAAAAAUUUACUCAAAAAUAUCAAAGAUGCAAAUCAAAAUAAACUGAGUCAAUGUCAUACAGAAAAUAAUCGUCUAUCGAAAGAAAUUUCUCAAACUAAAUUUAAUAUUCAACAAAAAAGAACGGAUUUAUUACAAUUACAACAUCAAUUAUCUGAUUAUAAAACGAAAUCCGAGACGAAUAAAAUUGUUAUGAAUCAAUCAAAAAUUCGAACUUUACUUGCACCACCACUACCACCACCACCAUCAACAACAAAAACUAUAACAUCGAAUAAGGAAGAAAUCAUCCAUAAAUCUGCUCCAUUAAUAAAUAAACUUAAGACAGCUUUAUUAUAUGCUGAACAACAACAACACCCAUUACCAAUUGAAUCUACGAACAAAUCUGAACAAAGUAAAGCAAUAGAUUACUUAGUUUUGACUUUUUAA
Rotaria socialis is the source of this 1104-nucleotide messenger RNA. Lineage: Eukaryota; Metazoa; Rotifera; Eurotatoria; Philodinida; Philodinidae. The record is from the annotation of a GenBank genome assembly.